GACAGCUGGCCGACUGUUCGGCGGACAGAUGACAGACGAAAGGUCACAGAAAACGGGAAUGGAAUUUACACAUUGGGUCGAAUUCUUGUGAUUAUUUUGUGAAGCAAAUAUUAUUUGUAUAUUUAAAUACUUCAAAAAUGGAUGUAGAUGAGUGCCUCAAGGAGUGGGAAGAUUUAGUGGUGGAUUACAAGCGCUUAGAGACCACAAACAAAGACUAUGUGACGAAAUUAGAAGAGGUUGGUGAGUUGCAAGCGGCCUGCAUGAAAGAGAUCAACCACCAGAAGUACCGUAUGUCAGUCAUAGCCAAUGCACUCAAAAGGCUAGAAAAGAAAGGUGUCACGAAAGAUGAUCGCGUCGCAAACUUGGAGAAAGAAAUUAUGAAAAGGAAAGCUAUGUUGCGUGAGAUCAACGCGACGCUACCGAAACAGAACAGCCUGUACCUGCGCAUCAUACUCGGAAACGUUAAUGUUUCUAUACUCAACAAAAAUGACAAAUUCAAAUACAAGGAUGAAUAUGAAAAAUUUAAAUUGAUACUCAGUGCGAUUGCCUUCGUUUUAGCUGUUGCAAAUUUGUACAUAGACUUCAGGCCUUUACAAUUAAUACUGUUGUUCCUCCUGGUAUGGUAUUACUGCACGUUGACGAUUCGUGAGAGCAUCCUCAAAGUCAAUGGAUCCAGGAUUAAGGGAUGGUGGCGGCUUCACCACUUCAUAUCGACCGUGGUCGCCGGCAUCCUGCUCAUCUGGCCACAGAACGAGCCCUGGAACAUGUUCAGACAUACGUUCAUGUAUUUUAUAGCUUAUAUCAGUGUUGUCCAAUACAUGCAGUUUAGAUACCAAAGUGGGGUGCUAUACAGGUUAAAAGCGUUAGGUGCGCGGCAUAAUAUGGACAUUACUAUUGAAGGGUUCCACUCGUGGAUGUGGCGAGGGCUCUCCUACCUUCUACCUUUCUUAUUCGGAGGAUACGUGUUCCAGUUGUAUAUUGCAUACACACUGUAUAGCUUGAGCUAUCAUCCGGAAGCCACGUGGCAGGUGCCCGCAUUAAGUAUAUCAUUCCUGACGAUCGGCAUCGGGAACUUCGCGACGACGCUCUUCGUCAUACCGCAGAAACUCAACGAGCAGAUAACUUACCUGGCGGCUUUGUUUCUUACGUUGCACAGUCUCAACAUGUACACAAUACUGCAGACCUUGCACAAGAAGUUGCAAGGCGGUCUGAAGUUACGGUACAAAUUACGUGCAAUUGCCUACCGUCUGUCAAAUGAGAUCGCCGUAUUGGAACAAAAAUGGCGACAGAAUAAAGUGGAUACGAAAACAGAGUAACUUUUUCUGGCCUAUAUUUUUAUGUGACUAACUAAUGUAAUUAAUAGAUCAAUGAACGAUUUAUAUUUUCGUAAUUCAUGGUGUUUAAAAACUAUAACGGCGUUAUUUCUCUAUUGUAAAUAUAGUUAUUUAAUAACU
Messenger RNA from Trichoplusia ni (cabbage looper), 1454 nucleotides. RefSeq names its product transmembrane protein 120 homolog. Gene Ontology annotation, cellular component: membrane. The record is from RefSeq and is a predicted model, not a curated record. The transcript is spliced from 9 exons. The coding region runs from base 138 to 1316 and encodes 392 amino acids. NCBI's taxonomy places the organism in Eukaryota, Metazoa, Arthropoda, Insecta, Lepidoptera, Noctuidae.